GACCUCAGGGUGCAGAUCACAUUCUCCCAGACUCCUGAGCCCUGGGUCCAGCCAUGCGCUCCUCCAGCAUCUGUCUGUGCCUCCUGUUCCUCUGUGGGGCACUGGGUCUGGGCUCGAGCCUCUCACUGGCCUGUUUGCCUCUCUUGAUCUCUGCUGACCCCCCAGGUCUCACCACGUCCCCCACCCGGGGACAGCUCCACUGUUACACCUGCAGCUUCAGCAAACCCUGCUAUCCUGUUCUCACCGAGUGUCAGGAUGACGAAGUUUGUGGCAUCAGUAUCGGCACCUCAGAGCAGAGUGAGAUCAUCGAGCGGAAAGGCUGCCUCCCAAGGGCCCAGUGCCCUCUGCAGGGCCAUGCCACCUACUGGUCACGCUCCUAUGCUCUGCGGCACCACUGCUGUGAGCAGAACCUGUGCAACACAGCCACCAUGCUGCAGCAGCUCCCCAGCCCCCUCCUCAUCACCCUGCUCCUCCUCGUGGCCAGCUUCAUGUGGGGAGCCCACCUACUCCACUAGCCUCAAACCAGGACUCCUCCACCAUCACCACCACCCUGGAAACACCUCAUCUGAGAUAUGCCCAAGAACCUGAUUCUGAAGAGACCUCAGGUCUCUGGCCCAAUACCUUCCCAGACCCUUCCCAAGGCCUGAUUCCUACAGGCACUGCUCUAACCCCUAUAGGUAC
Messenger RNA from Herpailurus yagouaroundi (jaguarundi), 681 nucleotides. Its product is annotated as lymphocyte antigen 6G6e-like. Gene Ontology annotation, biological process: acetylcholine receptor signaling pathway; desensitization of G protein-coupled receptor signaling pathway. The record is from RefSeq and is a predicted model, not a curated record. Gene Ontology annotation, molecular function: transmembrane receptor protein serine/threonine kinase activity; acetylcholine receptor binding; acetylcholine receptor activator activity. The coding region runs from base 54 to 515 and encodes 153 amino acids. Gene Ontology annotation, cellular component: plasma membrane. The transcript is spliced from 3 exons. Lineage: Eukaryota; Metazoa; Chordata; Mammalia; Carnivora; Felidae.